UCCCCCAGUUCCGGCCUUUUCCAACAUGGCUCCGAAGAAGACGAAGGCAACCUCGGGAGAAAAGGGUGCAGCUAAGAAGGGUGGCAAGGCAGCCCCUGCAAAGGAGACUGCCCCUGCCCCUGCCCCAACUAAGGCUAAAGACAAGGCGCUCAAAGCCAAGAAGAAUGUGCUUAGGGGAGUCCAAAACAAGAGGUCAAGGAAGAUCCGAACGUCGGUCCACUUCAGACGACCCAAGACCCUGAAGCUUGCACGUGCUCCCAAAUACCCAAGGAGGAGCACUCCAAAGCGACCUAGGUUGGACCAGUUCAAAAUUGUCAAAUUCCCCCUGACAACCGAGUCUGCAAUGAAAAAAAUUGAGGACAACAACACAUUGGUGUUUGUUGUUGACAAGAGGGCCAACAAGCCACAAAUCAAGCUCGCCGUCAAGAAGCUGUACGAUAUUGAUGUAGCUAAAGUGAACACAUUGAUCAGGCCUGAUGGUGAAAAGAAGGCAUAUGUACGGUUAGCACCAGAUUACGAUGCAUUAGAUGUUGCAAACAAGAUCGGCAUCAUCUAAAUGCUAUUUCCCGUAAAACCUGUACAUUUUGUAACAAUGAAAAUAAAUAAUGUAUGAAAGAA
Molecule: messenger RNA, 618 nt
Organism: Lineus longissimus
Lineage: Eukaryota; Metazoa; Nemertea; Pilidiophora; Heteronemertea; Lineidae
Product: large ribosomal subunit protein uL23-like
Exons: 5
Coding region: 26-556 (176 amino acids)
Biological process (GO): ribosomal large subunit assembly; translation
Cellular component (GO): ribosome; cytosolic large ribosomal subunit
Molecular function (GO): structural constituent of ribosome; rRNA binding
Source: RefSeq, a predicted model, not a curated record